This is a messenger RNA of Branchiostoma floridae (Florida lancelet), 861 nucleotides long. Its product is annotated as creatine kinase M-type-like. Gene Ontology annotation, molecular function: creatine kinase activity. The transcript is spliced from 6 exons. Gene Ontology annotation, biological process: phosphocreatine biosynthetic process. The coding region runs from base 1 to 861 and encodes 286 amino acids. The record is from RefSeq and is a predicted model, not a curated record. Lineage: Eukaryota; Metazoa; Chordata; Leptocardii; Amphioxiformes; Branchiostomatidae.
AUGGCGGGUACCCAGAUAGGAGCAGCUCUGCAAUACCCAAGUUGGACCAGCCACCAUCGCUGUCGGGGACGCAUCUCCCUCAGCCGGGAUCUAUGGGAAAAGUUAAAGGACAAAAAGACGUCAUUGACCAAAUUCACCAUCAACGAUGUGGUACGGAGUGGACUUCUAGUUCCCAGUAGUGACAUUGGAGUCUAUGCAGGAGACGAGGAGUGCUAUUAUCUGUUCCGUGACGUUUUCGACCCAAUUACAAAAGAGUGCCACGGGAUCAACGAGAUACCUGUCCACAUCUCCAACCUGGACCCUCGCAGUUUGACGUCUGUGAUUAAGAACAAAGCGCCGAUCCGGUCGACUAGAUGUAGGGUGGAGAGUGAUGAGUAUCAGGCUGGUGCAGGGAUAGGCCGGGACUGGCCGGAGGGUCGUGGCAUCUUUUACAACAAUGCCAAAACGUUUUUGGCGUGGGUAAACGAGGAGGACCAUCUUAGAAUCAUUUCUAUGCAGAAAGGAGCAAAUGUCGAGCAAGUGUUCGAUCGUCUGUGCCGUGGCAUCAACGCCAUCAACAAGGCCCUACUGAAGCAAGCGCAGACUGAGUUUGCGUUUCACAAGCAGUAUGGCUACCUGUCGAGCUGUCCUACAAACCUAGGCACGGGCAUGCGCGCUAGCGUCCACAUGCACAUCCCCAACACGCUAACGGAGUCCCAAUUCAAGAACAGGUGUUGUAAGCUUGGGUUGGACGUUAGAGGCCGACAUGGAGAAAAAUGUGAUAGUGACGGAGGUGUGUAUGACGUAUCCAACCUUCAGCGGCUGGGUAGUACCGAAGUGGAGCAGGUACAAACACUGGUUGAUGGCAUCAACUCCAUUUGA